AUGAAGAGCGUCGCUUCCACUGUAUACCAGAGCUUUCACAAGUAUUGGUCUUCUCCGUGUGGAGAUCGUUCAAUCAUAAAAGACAAAUGUACGGUCCAGAUGCUUUCCAGCACUGCUCGUAGGGUUCCAUGUAUUGGAAGCGAGUCUUCAGAGAACAAUCCAAACAGGCAGGAGGAGGUUUCAUCAUCAAAUUCACGGUAUCGUAAAUUUGACACCUCAUCUUACCAGCAGCGUGCAGAAGCCCUUGAAGGAUUGCUCGAGUUUAGUGUACAACUAUUGCAGCAAGGACACUUCCCUGAGCUCACAGUGUUACUGAAACCAUUUGGACCUGAAAAGGCUUCUCCAAGAGAAACUGCUAUUUGGCUUACAAAGAGUUUCAAGGAGAAUAUUGAGUGA
Messenger RNA from Fraxinus pennsylvanica, 396 nucleotides. The record is from the annotation of a GenBank genome assembly. NCBI's taxonomy places the organism in Eukaryota, Viridiplantae, Streptophyta, Magnoliopsida, Lamiales, Oleaceae.